GUUCCAAUAUGGCGCACAAGUAUGACCUUCUAUUAGUAGAAACCAAAACAGACGGGAAAAAAAGACUUAAACCAUGGUAUAAAGAAAGGCUCGAAACAAAGUAUAUAAAGCCCAGAAAGCACAGAGGAAAUUCAGAAACACUGAUCGGCACGUCUUGGACGUUUUUAGAGAAGGGGAGCGAUGAUUUUAGAGAUGGUCUGCCCCCUGAAGCUAAUUAUAAUUAUGUUAAGAAGACUAAUACUGGUUUAGGACCUAACAUAACUGCAUAUGAUGAAACAAUUGAUGAAUUCAUGAAAGACAGAGUGAGAUUUACAAAGAAUGAAGCCUGUUUUUCAAGGUCACUUCCCCUUCAACAAGAAAGAAGAGGUCGGGUGGAGGACAUAGAGUUUAACUUGACACAGCAUCCUUUGGCUCUUUUUCCUCAUUUAGAAGAGUCUCUACCACCCGAUGUAUUUGAGGAUGUUGUUGAGAUUCUAGACCCAGAGAUGAACAUUGACAGUGAAACUGGAGAUGACCAGAUGCAGGAGAGUGAUGAAGAUUCUGAGGAAGCUAAAGGAGCUGGAGCUCAAGAUGAAGUUCAGGUAAAAAGUUACAUGAAAAAUGCAGGCCAAAAUUCUCUAUGAAGAACAAUAUUGGGA
Stylophora pistillata is the source of this 638-nucleotide messenger RNA. Its product is annotated as protein FAM47E. Gene Ontology annotation, biological process: transcription initiation-coupled chromatin remodeling. Lineage: Eukaryota; Metazoa; Cnidaria; Anthozoa; Scleractinia; Pocilloporidae. Gene Ontology annotation, cellular component: chromatin. The record is from RefSeq and is a predicted model, not a curated record.